Messenger RNA from Peronospora matthiolae, 210 nucleotides. The record is from the annotation of a GenBank genome assembly. NCBI's taxonomy places the organism in Eukaryota, Oomycota, Peronosporomycetes, Peronosporales, Peronosporaceae.
AUGUGGACACACAUUGUAAGUUACUUUGAUGGAAAGCAGAACGGCAAGACAAAGUUCAUCAAUACGAGCAUCACGUACGACAAGCUGCAGCGUGCAAGGUCCCAGUCUGGCUCAGACAUUGAAGGACUUUCGGAUAACAUGUUCAACCUGUGGGAGCCCUUUGAGACCUUUGGUGCUACGGUCGAUGACUUUCAGAUGAGCCGGUUUUAA